Molecule: messenger RNA, 1183 nt
Organism: Planococcus citri (citrus mealybug)
Lineage: Eukaryota; Metazoa; Arthropoda; Insecta; Hemiptera; Pseudococcidae
Product: RNA-binding protein cabeza-like
Exons: 5
Coding region: 74-1183 (369 amino acids)
Molecular function (GO): oxidoreductase activity, acting on a sulfur group of donors, disulfide as acceptor
Source: RefSeq, a predicted model, not a curated record
UUCACACAUCAAGUGAUCAAUUCGCAUGAGUGGUGAUCAAUACGUGUAGUAGUUAUUAUUAUUUUUGUGCAUUAUGAGUCCAAAGUUUUUUGCGUUGUGGGUCGUCGCUGUUCUUGUGUUUGAAUGUGUGCAAUGCAAGCCUGAUCCAGACUGUGGAAGUGAUCAUGGUGGUGAUAAAGGAGGAGGUGGUGAUAAGGGAGGUGAUAAAGGUGGUGACAAAGGUGGCGAUAAAGGUGGUAGUAAAGGGGGUGGAGAUGAUAAAGGUGGCAGCGGCGGUAGAGGCAGUGGAGGAGGCGGCGGAGGAAGUGUUGAGGUGGUCAUUUCUUUCGACAGUCUCGACUGCAAUUCUAAAGAUUUCUUCAACAGCAAACUGAAGCCAAUUUACAACGAAAUGUCAAAAUGUGUCAAAUGGCAUUUUAUUCCUUGUUCCACAUCUCAUAUUGUCGAAGAUGUGCUUCAAUGCAAAGAUGGCGUCGAAGAAUGUAAAAUAGAUGCCCUCCAUGCCUGCGCUGCUCAUUAUUACGAAAAUGACGAAGAGAGUUUGGGUAAAUUUUUCCUUUGCAUGAUGGCUAGUAGUGAUCAAAUAAGCAGUGCUCAGAAGUGUGCUACGAGUUCUGGAUUGGACUGGAAUAAGCUCAAAGGCUGUAAACCAUGCAAUGAGGCAGGAACAUGGUGUGACAAUCGAUUCAAGCAAUUGAAUGCACUGCAUGAACCCAAAAUACCAGGUGUCUUAUUCGAUAUGAAAUAUAAUCAGGAAUCGGAGGCUGCAGCAAUGUCAGAUUUAAAAGGUGCAAUUUGUGAUCAAAUAAAAAAGAAAGGUGGACAGUGCGCCGCAUGUAGUGGUUGUGGAGGUGGAAGUCCAGGUGGUGGAGGUGGCAGUCCUGGUGGAGGUGGCGGUGGCAGUCCAGGUGGAGGAGGCGGUGGUAGUCCUGGUGGUGGAAGCAGUCCUGGAGGCGGCAGUAGUCCAGGAGGAAAACAUAAAGGAGGUGACUGUCCAAGUGGAGGAAGUCCUGGCAGUGGUGGAAGUCCAGGUGGUGGAAGUCCAGGUGGAGGAAGUCCAGGUGGCGGCAGUCCAGGUGGUGGAGAUGAUCCUGGUCCUUCAGGUGGAGGUGUACCAGGUCCACCUCCAUACCCAAUUGGUACUCCUGGAGGUGGUCCGCCGCAUAUCUUUCACACAACAUAG